AUGUCAUCGCCCCUCGCAAAUGACGAGAGCAGGGACCUAAUUGAAAACCUGAGAAGUGAAGUAUUAAAUGAGCGCCUUAAUGCUGUCCAGUCACUAAAAAUUAUUUCAAAAACAUUAGGCCCAGAAAGAUCUCGCUCAGAAUUACUACCGUAUAUUGCCGAAACAAUCGACAACACCGAGGAGGUUUGGAUGCGUGUUGCAGAGCAGCUACCUCAAAUUCUUGAAGAAAUUGGUGGAUCUCAGCAUGUCUCUGUAAUUCUUACAUUACUCAAGCAAAUCUGCGAAAUUGAAGAUGCCAAAGUCCAAGAAACAGCUACGAAAUCUUUUAUCUCGUUAUCUCACAAGGCUACUCCGGAAGAACUUUCAGAAUUUUUCUUCCCAGUUCUUAAAGAGAUGUGCGAAGACACAUGGCACCCACUCAGAUCAGCCGCAGCUACAAUAUUAGGCGCAACAUUUUCGUUAUAUCCCGAUUCUCUUCAUAAAAAACUCGGAUUAUUCUUCCCAUCAAUUUCUGUCGAUCAAAUGACAAUUGUCCGCAGAUCAUUAGCUACAGCACUUCCUAUAUUUAUUACAACAGCGCAAACUCAAGAACAAUUCGAUAUUAUCGAAAGAUUAAUCACAACAUUAUCCGACGAUCUCUCUCAUGCAGUCCUUAUCGAACUCCCACUCGCUCUGUCAUUUUUACCACCAACAAUGUCAGAAUUAAAAAUUAAUUCUACGAAAAGGAUCUUUGCAAGCCCUCGCUGGCAGGCACGUGCAGUUUUAGCUGAUUCUCUUGCUAAAAUUUUCAUUGAUGGACCACCUCCAGCUGACGUUGUCAAAGGAAUUGCAGAUCCAGCAUCAAUCGACGCAGCAGUAGAGGUUCGCGCAUCAAUAGCACGUUCGUUACCAUUUAUUUACGACUCUGGUGCAUAUUCUCUUGAUGAAUUUGCCAAAUUCGCAACAGCAAUCGCAUCAGAUAAAAAUACUUCAGUUAGAUCAGCCGUAGCCAAGAGUAUUGGUGAUAUUAGCGGUGCCCCUGAAUCCCUGUGCUCUCCAUUGCUCUCUUUACUCCUCGAAGACGGUGAUAAUAACGUCAAAUUAGCUGCAUUGACAUCUGUUGCCAAAACAGGCUAUGCAGUUAGUGCUGCUGCCAAACAUAUCGGAAACCUUAUUAAAUUCAGUCCUUGGAGGACACAGCUCCCAAUUCCAGGCAUAAUUCCCGAAAUUGCACGAACAACAGACGUCCAGUACUUCACUGACAACUUCAUACCUCUCGUCAUAAAGCUCAUGACAAACGAGAGCUCCGACGUCAGGAAGAACAUGGUGAAAGCUCUGCCGCUGAUUUCGGAAAUUUACGGCCAAGACUGGAAAAUUACAACAUUCGCGCCUCUCUUCGAGCAGACAUUCGAUACAAAGGACUACCAGGUAAGACAGACAGUCAUUCAGGCAAUUUUCGCUCUGAAAAUUGUAGAUAGAUGCUCCGGAGUCAUCGAAAAGGCAAUUUUGGACCCUGUUUCGAAUGUAAGGAUCGUGUUGGCCAGAGAGGCAAGCGCAGCAAAGACCGUCCAUAUUACCGAAAGACUGAUGAAGGAUUCUGAUAAUGAUGUUGCUUAUUAUGCUGGAAAGCGUGAAUAA
Trichomonas vaginalis G3 is the source of this 1617-nucleotide messenger RNA. RefSeq names its product meiotic spindle elongation. The transcript has a single exon. NCBI's taxonomy places the organism in Eukaryota, Parabasalia, Trichomonadida, Trichomonadidae. Bases 1 to 1617 code for a protein of 538 amino acids. The record is from RefSeq and is a predicted model, not a curated record. Gene Ontology annotation, cellular component: protein phosphatase type 2A complex; cytoplasm. Gene Ontology annotation, biological process: protein dephosphorylation. Gene Ontology annotation, molecular function: protein phosphatase regulator activity.